Molecule: messenger RNA, 1747 nt
Organism: Rhinopithecus roxellana (golden snub-nosed monkey)
Lineage: Eukaryota; Metazoa; Chordata; Mammalia; Primates; Cercopithecidae
Gene: SNRNP35
Product: small nuclear ribonucleoprotein U11/U12 subunit 35
Exons: 2
Coding region: 827-1639 (270 amino acids)
Biological process (GO): mRNA splicing, via spliceosome
Cellular component (GO): U12-type spliceosomal complex; precatalytic spliceosome
Molecular function (GO): mRNA binding; snRNA binding
Source: RefSeq, a predicted model, not a curated record
UGGUCAGGCUGGUCUUGAACUCCUGACCUCAGGUGAUCUACCCACCUCAGCCUCCCCAAGUGCUGGGAUUAUAGGCCUGAGCCACUGUGCCCAGCCAGCCAAGGUUUUUAAGUAACAUAUUUCAGCAUUGGCUGUACAGCUUUGCAGGUUGGUCACAUAAGCAUUAGCCGGGUCUGAAAUGUUAGUAAGCAUUUUAUUAUUCCAGCAAAGAUUCACAUGAAUUAAUUAUGUAUCAGAAGGCAUGACAACUGAAGUGCGCUUGCUGGGCAAAAAGUUACCAUUGCAGUAAAUUAUCAUGCUCCCAGGCUAAAUGGAUUAUCAGCCAGGGAGCUGAGAAGAAAUCCCGUGUUCCUUUUGAACCAAAUAACUCGCUGCUGGUCACUGUAGCCUUAGUUUUAUUGUCUGUUUACUGCAAAAUGGUGCAUCCAAAUCCCCAUUUUCUCUUGUACUUUUAAAUGGUGCAUCCAAAUCCCCAUUUUCUCUUGUAUCUUUUAACGAUGCGUAGUAAAAAAUUUCCACAUGAAUGAUGCGAUAUCUAGAAAUUGUUUCAGAAUUAUCUGGGGGCAGCUUAUUCUGGCCACAUGUGCAUGGUGGUUCUAGUUGAGCCAGGUGAGUUUGUGGAGGGUUAUUAUAUGAUUCUCUAUGUUGGCAUUUGUUUGAAAUUCUUGGUAGUAGAGUUUUUAAAAUGCCAUUUUCCACCAGCAGUUCCUGGGCUAGUUUUCCUAUGAUCAUUUUUAAGGUUCUGAAAGGGAAGUCUGGUUUUGAUCCACGCUGCCACAUUGUAAUGUAUUCAUAGUUGGUAAGUGCCCUCCCGUGGCUAAGCCAGAUGAUGCAUAUAUGGAUGAAACCCAAGCACGCCUCCCUCUGCUUCCCAAGAGGGCAUUUGCAGGAGUGGAACAUGAAUGAUUGGAUGCCCAUUGCCAAGGAGUAUGAUCCACUCAAAGCGGGCAGCAUCGAUGGCACUGAUGAAGACCCACAUGACCGUGCAGUCUGGAGGGCAAUGCUGGCACGAUAUGUCCCCAACAAAGGUGUCAUAGGAGAUCCCCUCCUCACCCUGUUUGUGGCCAGACUAAACUUGCAGACCAAGGAGGACAAAUUAAAGGAAGUCUUUUCCCGCUAUGGUGACAUCCGGCGGCUUCGGCUGGUCAGGGACUUGGUCACAGGCUUUUCAAAGGGCUAUGCCUUCAUCGAAUACAAGGAGGAGCGUGCUGUGAUCAAAGCUUACCGAGAUGCUGACGGCCUGGUUAUUGACCAGCAUGAGAUAUUUGUGGACUACGAGCUGGAAAGGACUCUCAAAGGGUGGAUCCCUCGGCGACUUGGAGGCGGUCUGGGGGGAAAAAAGGAGUCUGGACAACUGAGAUUUGGGGGACGGGACCGGCCUUUUCGAAAACCUAUUAACUUGCCAGUUGUUAAAAACGACCUCUAUAGAGAGGCAAAACGGGAAAGGCGGGAGCGAUCUCGAUCCCGAGAAAGACACUGGGACUCGAGGACAAGGGAUCGAGACCAUGACAGGGGCCGGGAGAAGCGAUGGCAGGAAAGAGAGCCCACGAGGUUGUGGCCUGACAAUGACUGGGAGAGAGAGAGGGACUUCAGAGAUGACAGGGUCAAAGGGAGGGAGAAGAAGGAAAGAGGCAAGUAGAGGCCCAACAGCAGACCCCAAAGUGAAGAUACACUGGAAAUGAGUGGAGGGGGAUUGUCUUUCAACGCAGCUCGAGUCUCAUGGUUGAAUAAAACUUCCUGAUGAUCA